CCGGCCGCGCCAGUGACGUUGACGCGGGGCAGGGGCGGCCAUUUUCCGUUUCCGGAGUAGUUUCGCCAGCGAACGAGCGAACGGCGCGGCGGCCAUUUUCCCCCCAUGGUUAGUAUCGCAGCCUAGGAGUUCCCCGCCCGCCCCCUUCACAUCAUGCCCGGCCGCCUGCCUUCCCGGCAUCACUCCCUGCUCGGCCAGGAGCGCCCACGGCCUUCAGCUCUUCAGUAGAUCCUGUCAGGGCUGGGUGCUGCGUGAGGUGCGGUCCGGGGCUCCCCCCACCCCCUGAUUGAGGGGUGUGUUGAGGAGAGAGGGGGUGACCGCGUCCUGCCGGCCCGCCCCGCACCAGGCACGGGGCUCGCCCGGCCAGCAUGGCUCUAGGAUGCGGCCGUUUAUCCAGCUGCCUUACUGCGGAGAGCCGAGAAACGUGCGGCUUUCACCACAGCGUCCCGGCUUGGGACUGGCCUGCGAUCGGAGAGUAACGCCCACAGCACAGCAAACGCAUCGGCUGCAGGCACAGGAGAAUUUGAAAGGAUUGUUGCAGUGACUCCAUCUGAUUCUGACAAAUUUUAAGAAGUGCUGGAUAAACGGCAACACAAUGAGUUCCCUUGAUGCAGCAAUAAAGACUGAAAAAAGAGAUGAGAGUGAAGUGAAUGCUGAGUUGUGGCACGAUGAAUCCAAAGAUCACAAGAGCAACAAUAACGUUAAUGAAAACGCACGUGAGGUAGCGGAGAUCUGUGUUGUGAUUGGUGAGGAUGGGGCUCAACGCUGUUCUGAGCAGGAUCAACCCAAUAGUCAAUCCAGUGAUAUUGACGGGCACCCUGGGAAAUCCAGCCAAAUGAAUGAUCAGGAGGAAAACAUGGAGUGGAAGCCACAGCAGCAGGCUUCACUAAAGGCCUAUAUAUGUGGUGCCUGUGGGAAGAAGUACAAGUACUACAGCUGCUUCCGGGCACAUGUGAGAGCACACCUAGAAAAUGAAACCUCCUCUGUAUCAGCUGAAAAUUCUCCACAGGCAAGUGAAAAAUUUUAGGUAUAUGUGUGACAUUUGUGGCAAGAAAUAUAAAUAUUACAGCUGUUUCCAAGAACAUCGGGAUUUGCAUGCAGUGGAUGAUCCAUAUGAUCAUGCGGUUGAGACACCAGCAGAAGUGAAAACUGAACAGGUGGACGAAAUUGUACGCAACCCUGGAUCAAAGACAGGUAGUUAUAUCUGUGAAUACUGUGGCAAGCGAUACAAGUAUUACACUCCUUACCAGGAACAUGUGGCUUUGCAUGCAUCAUCUGAUGCAGAAAGUCCUCUUGUCAAAAGAAAUGAAGCUAAACUGCCAAAUGCCUGUGAAGAAAACAAUAGCUCUCAGAAUUCUAGUGGUGGUGCCAGUGUACAGAAAUCAGACCCUCCUUCUGUAAAAAAUGGUUCUACUUGUCAGACCUGUGGAAAUGAGCACAAACACUGUACCUGCUUAAGGCAACAGGCACAUAAUAGCCGAUCUAGAGAGCAGUACACGUGUGGGGCAUGUGGGAUUCAGUUCCAGUUUUACAACAAUCUAAUAGAGCACAUGAAUUCCCACGCAGCUGAUAAUGAAAACAGCAUAGCGAUUAAACAAGUGCAAUCACCACGGACGUCGACGACAACAACGACGACUACUACUGCUACUGCCGCCGCCGCCGCUUCUGCUGCUGCCGCCACUACAUCCACUACCCCUGUUGUUGCUACAGCUGCUGCUUCUCCAGAGAAGAAGAAUGCCCAUCGCCAGGGUAACUGCACAAAUGAUGUGAAUAGCUCUGUCCUUGAAAAAGAACGCCAACAUGUUGCCGAGAAGUUGCUGAGGGUGAUGUGCGCUGAUCUGAAAGCACUGCCUGUGAUUAAUGGCAAAGACUUUGUGAAGCUUGCACAGACACUCGUGGACAUCGGAGCACGUUAUGGAUCCUUCCCUGUAGGUGAUGUCCUUGGGGAUAUGAACACUCUUGCUCUGAAACACCUACCCAGAAUGUACAACCAGGUGAAGGUCAAAGUGACAUGUGCACUGGGCAGUAACGCUUGCUGGGGGAUAGGCGUCACCUGUCAUUGUCAGAAUGUAGGGUCGGAGUCUUUCUACAUCCUAACAGCACAUCAGGCGGAGGGGUUGCAAAUUAAAAGGUAUGUGCUGGGUAUUAAAGAGGUCGAUGGGAAAGAAACUGGUGAGCAGGUUCACCAGUGGGUCUUGAAUGUCCUUUCAGAAUUUGUCAUGUCAGAGAUGCAAACGAUCUAUGUCACGGAUAGCAAAGUCAGCUCUGCCGCAUUGUUGAAAGCUGGGAUGUGCCUGCGAUGUUCAGCCUGUGCAUUGAACUCAACAGUAAGGAGUGUACUUAAUGAAAGAACAUUGCAGGCACAAAACAUGCCAGAGGUUACUGAACUUGUGAGUAACUGCAUACAGAUAAUGAGUUCACUGGAACAAGGAACUGGCACUCCAGAGUUGUCCAGCAUUCUUGAGGGGCAUCAGGCUCCUUGUUGUUGGAAUUCUGUUGCAGACUCUCUCCUCCUCGUACAUGACAAGUAUGAACAAUUACGAGAAUUAAUCAGCAGCAGAAAGGAACUCAAACACUUCCAAAAUUGCAAUAAAACUUUGUUGAGUAAUCUUGCUGCCAUUUUGACACCAGUGAAGCAGGCUGUAAUUGAACUGAGUUGUGAAAACAAACCAACAUUGCAGCUUGUGCUCCCAACCUACAUCAAACUAGAGAAACUCUUCACUUCCAAAGCUAACGACGCAGGCAGUGUAAGCAAACUCUGCCACCUCUUUCUGGAAUCUUUGAAGGAGAACUUCAAAAUGGAGAAUGCUCACAAAGUAGCAAUGGUGCUUGACCCACACUCUAAGCAUUUGAGGUCGGUGCCGCAUUACCAACAAGAGGAAGUAAUUAGUCGAGUGUGUGAAAUGAUUUCGGAUAUUGGGCAGUCUUGCGAAGAUGUCGUUGAAUUUCAGCCAGCGAGAAAGAGAGUGCGCGGGAUUAGUGAAAACCCGAAAAACCCCUCGGAGGCAAAUCGGGAUGAACGCAAAGAGGAAGUAUUUCAAUAUCUAAAGGAACCUGUGCCCAAUAAAACAACAGAUCUGUUUAGUUACUGGUCAAAUACCACUCAAAAGCAUCCCAAGUUAGCCAAACUUGCCUUCUGGCUUUUGGCUGUGCCAGCAGUUGGUGCGAGAAGUGGCUGUCUGAAUAACCUUGAGACAUUUUCAGGAAAGCAGAAGAAGCAGCUGACACCAGAGGUGAUGAACAAACUAAUGUUUCUGAAAUCCAACCUGCAGUAGCUGCCUCUCUGACUGACACAUUGGUGCUUUAAAGCAAAACUUAACCCAGGUGGUGAAGUCCGUUUUAUUACAUAACUUUUUUCUUACUGUGAUCAUUUUUGUGUCUUAUUUCUGUGAUCUACGUGGUAUUUGUUGAGACGUUCUCGGUGAGCUGCCCCCGAUGGCUCAUUGGGCCUGUCCAGUGAGCGGUUGGACAAUGCAGGCCAGGAAUUUCCCAAAGUUGAUCCCUGAUCUGUACCCAGGAAAUAACAGGAUGGGUAUCAAUUGACUGUUUUUGGGCCAUGCUAUUAUUAACCUAAGUAAAUAGUUAGUGUUGUUCAUUGAACGUGUUUCCUGGACCAAGGACAUGGGCUGUAUUGGUUGCACAGUUUGCAAUACAUUGGCUAAUGCUACAUUUUAAUUGAAGUCACCAAGCCAGAAUUGGAGCAUGCAUUAAGCUAUGGAAAAUCUGUAGCUUGUUUAUUUUGCGCUUCCAACAGCCACCAGGGUCAAAUCUACACGCCCUCAAUCAUGUUACUGUUGUCUGCCAAUGCCCUGUUUGUGUGUACCAAAUACGCAAAGGAUAAAAUGGUUUUAUUCUCAACUGUUUAAAAAAAGGCAGCAGAUAAUGGGAGUUGAGAAGUCCGAUUCCCAGCCAAAGUUCAAGUCCUUCACGGUUUUCCACUCUGCCUGUGUUCUCCUGGCUUUGUACUGAUAACCAUCUUUAACAUGGGCAAUUGUCUCUAAUUGCAAUGUUGCAGAUGGUGCUGUUGUAUAUUACUUGUCAAAAUCAGUGGAACUAUUAUCUUCUAUAUGAGAUGUCUGCUAUUUCAAAAGUGGUUAUCUGACAGUCAUUUAUAUUAUUAAAAUGUCAUGUUCUCUGAAUAGAAAGUUCCCAGACUAUGAAAUUUGAUGUCCAAAUUGAUGUGGAACGAUGAGAAUUUAAUAUUAAAUAUUUAUCAGUUCAGUGAGAGGAAUGUCUGACUUUCAGAUACCUGCUAUAUAUAUAUAUAUAUAUAUAUAUAGGGCAAAGAUUGCUCAGUAACUGCUCCUUUUGAGACAUGAAAGGGAUGUGUUAGCAAAUGUUGAACUUGUUUGUUUUUAACUGGUUUUAUUUUAAACUAAGAAAGCCAUACUCAACCAAAUAUGAAAAUACAACAAUCCAAAAACAGUGUGCCACUACUGACGAAAGUGUCUGGAAAUCUUUGAUGCGAAACAUAACUGAACAAAAUAUCACUGCGCAGAGCAACUCUCUCUUCCAUUCCCCAUUUUGUACAAUGCCUCUGGUUUGUAAAUCCACUCGAAAGCCGAUAUCAAAACCAAAAUAAAUUUCCACCGUUGGUUUAUCAUUAAAGCAAAGCAAUGUAUAGCAUCAAAGGAGUCUAUUGUGCCCAUGCAAAACAAAAAUAGACAAUAGUUUGAUCCCAUUACAUAGCGCUGUCCAUGGGUCUGCAGGCACAGUUCUCAAGUCCUGAUCUUUUUAAAACUACUUUCUGCUUGCCCCUCUCUUUCAGGCAGUGAACUCCAGAUUAUGGAAAUAUAAUUCUCAACUCCCCAUUACCCUAUGAUCUUACAUAAAUGCCCCCCCUAGUUAUUGUCCUCUCUGCUAAAGGAAAGGAAAUGUCUCGUUCCUGUUUAUCCUGUCUAGGCCUCUAAUAAUUUUAUGCACCACUAUUAAAUCUCUCUUUGUCUCCUUUGUUCCAAAGAAAACAAUCCAGCAGAGACCGUCUCUAAAUUUCAAUUCUGACUUUGGCAGCUUUCUUGUUUAUCUGUACUAAAGUUGGCUGAAAUAAAUGACAAAUAAGUUACAUAAUUUACUGUAGUGUCUGCUGCCACGAGUACUCUUUCUACAACUCAAUGCGGUAUACUGAGUUGGUCUGUUCUUCCACUUGGUCAUUAAGCCCUAGUGCGGAAUUACCAUCUUACAAUCUGAUUGGUGAUUCUAUUCAAAUAUUACCCAGCAAGGCACAUCCUAUGCAUUCAGAAGUCUUAAUUUGAUUAUGUCUGUGCUCUGUGUGUAUUUUCUCAUGACUCUUCCAGUUUCCAAUAUACCUGAGAUGGGAGCCUGCAUCAUCUGACUAAAUAUGAACUCCACAUAGACUGCUACUGCACAACCCUUCCACGAGAAAAAGAAUCUGACCUAAAAUAUCGUUAUCCAUGUUCUCCAGAGAUGCUGCCUUAUUCCCUUAGUAACUCCAGCACUUUGUGUUCCACUUAUGAUGUCAACAUCUGCAGCUCCAUGUGUCUCCAAUGGACUAAUGAUCUGGCCACUGCCCCAGUUCUUCCUUGUCCAGUUGAUCAACUUAAUUGAAUCAAUCAUGUCUGAAGAAGGGUCUCGACUCAAAACUUCACCAAUUCCUUCUCUCCAUAGAUGCUGCCCCACCCUUAGUUUCUCCAGCAUUUGGUGUCUACAUGGCCUUGUCUGACCAACUUGAUUGAAUGGUUUCAAGAUGUAACAGGAUAUAUUAAGAGUUGUGCAAUUGUAGUCAUUACAUGGAGUUCAAUAAGGUCUAUAGCAAAACAGUGUAUAGGAUCAAGGACAAAUGAGCAAAUUGGCAGCAUUCUAUCCUCAAAAGCUGACAUCGACUCUGAGGUCAACCAUCGCCUGAGUUGUGCCAGUACAGCCUACGCCAGACUCAGGAAAUGUCUUUGAAGACCGAGACCUAAAGGCUCAAUCAAAACUGCUGGUCUACAGGGCCGUUGUCCUCUCCACCCUGUUGUAUGGAGCCGAGUCAUGAACCACCUACAGCAGGCACCUGAGAGCUAUGGAACAAUACCAUCAAAGAUCCUUACGAAAAAUUCUGAGAAUCAGCUGGGAGAACAAACGCACCAACAUCAGCGUUUUGACGGAAGCCAACAUGACCAGCAUCACCCCCACAAUAAUGCAGCACCAGCUUCGAUGGACUGGCCAUGUCAUCCGCAUGUCUAACACAUGUCUCCCUAAACAAAUCCUGUACUCUCAAUUGAAGGAAGGUCGGCGGGCCAAAUAAACGCUUCUAGGACAACAUCAAGAACAGUCUGAAGAAAUUCCACAUCACAUUGAGCAACACCGUACUGGACAGGCACUCCUGGAGGAAAUCCGUGCAGGAAGGAGCUGCAUGUCACAAAAUGGAACUACGCCGUGUCGCAGAGACAAAGCGACAGCACCGUAAGGAGAGAGAGAAGGGGGCUUGACGACUACCAGCCACCGCCAGUCUCCACUGCCCACGUUGCACCAAGGUGUGGAUCAUGGAUCGGCCUCUACAGACAUCUGCAGACCCACAAGUAGACGACCCUAUGGAGAGGAGAGGACAGUCAUACUCGUUUCAAGUGACCGCCAAUGAUGAUAACUGUAGGGAACAGUGCUGGGACCCUUGCAAUAUAAAUUGAAUAACAAUUUGGUUAUGAAUGUAGGAGGUGUGAUUUGCAAGUUUGCAGAUUACCCUAAUUGAUGUUAAUAGUGAGGAGGAUAUUUAGAUCAUUUGACAAUAUGCACAAGAAAAUUGGCAGGUGGGAUUUAGUUCCAGUAAAUACUAUUAAGUGUAGAACACACAAUGAAUGGUAGAGCCCCAUGAACAGGGCAACCUUGUUACCAGUCCAAAGAUUCCUGAUGGUGGCAGCCCAAGUUAGGAAGGCACUGGGGAUACCUGCCUACAUAAGCCAGGGUGUAGAAUAUCAGAGCAGAGGGGUUAUGAUAUAACUUUGUAAAGAUCGGUUCAGCCACAGCUGGGGUGCUGUGUCCAGUUUGCUUUCCACACUAUAGGAAAGAUGCUGUAUUGGACGAGGUGCAAUGCAGACUCGGCACAUUCCCCUGGGGUGGAGUGUUUUAGUGGUGAGAGACCAGAUGGGCAGAUUUCAUUUCCUCUGGUAGAGGAGACUGAAGGUUUCCAGGGGCACCCGCUGAUGGAGGCAUAUAAAAUGGAGGGUUGUAGAAAGUAGGAAAUGUUCUCAGGUAACUGGAGGUAUCUACAAUAAUGGAGGGAAUAAGAUUAGGCUAAAGGGUGGAAGGUUUAGAAAGAAUCUGAGAAAGAACCUUUCACCUGAAAUCUGGAACUUACCACCUGGAGGGGCGGUGGAGGCAGAGACUCUCACAACAGUGAAAUAUCAAGACGAGAACUUGGAUGGGUAACACACAGACCAAGUGCUGGUACACGGAAUUAAUGUAGAUGGCUGCUUGAUGGUUAGCAUAUGGUGGGCCAAAGGGCCAGUGUCUCAUCUGUGUAAUGUCUCUUUAAUAAUUGGAUUUAUCUGAGACCAGAAUAAAUAUCUGCCAUUUUUAACACAUUGUUCAGCUAGAGGUGAUACUGCAUCAUCCCUUUUCUAAAUUAUCCUAUAAAUUCCUAACUGCCACUCAUUUUGACAGGGAGAGAAAAAAAUUACACAUUUCAGGCUAAAGGAUAUGUAAAAUUCUGUUCAGUGUAAGGCACUCUGUAGUUUCAAAUUCAAUUAGAGCCGCAUAAAUGGGGGAGCUUUAUUCAAAGGAGCACGACUUACAUUGAAUUGUUAAUCACCCGAUGCAACCUAGUCUUUACCACAGUCAGGCUUGUUGACCUGUAUAUAUGAAUUAAACAGAAAUUGUGACUUA
Amblyraja radiata (thorny skate) is the source of this 7818-nucleotide messenger RNA. It is a transcript of the gene znf618, whose product is annotated as zinc finger protein 618. The record is from RefSeq and is a predicted model, not a curated record. NCBI's taxonomy places the organism in Eukaryota, Metazoa, Chordata, Chondrichthyes, Rajiformes, Rajidae. The transcript has 14 exons. Gene Ontology annotation, molecular function: protein dimerization activity. The coding region runs from base 972 to 3275 and encodes 767 amino acids.